AUGGCAAGCACGGUCAGCGCAGUUGUGUUUUCGGUGGCACCGUACCACAUCAUCUCCUAUGGAACCCUUCUGGGGACAUCGUUCUUCCACACCUUCAUCAAUGGCAUCGUCAUGUUCAGGACCGUUGAUCGCCCGGCCUUCUCAGCGAUUCAGCAGCAGCUCUUCCCCAUCUACUUCGGGAUGCAAACAGCCUUGCCCGUCGUCCUCGCCCUCACUUUCCCCGGUAACUCGUUGAUUGGCCUCUCUUCCGGCAUUUCCGGGCUUUUGAGCGACUUUGCUCGGUGGCACUCACUCGCACCUAUCGCAACCAUGUUCUUGACCGGCCUUGUCAACCUCGCCAUCCUCCUUCCCGCGACGACCAAGACAAUGAAGGAUCGACGUGGUCAGGCCAAGCGAGAUGGUAAGGAUUGGUAUUCGCAGGGUCCUCACUCGGAUGAGAUGAAGGUCCUGAACAAGAAGUUCGGCAUGCUCCACGGGAUUUCUUCUCUGAUCAACAUAACGACCUUCUUUGCGGCCGUUGCGUACGGAUUCACCCUAGGAGGCAGGGUCCUAUCUGUUGCAGACCUUGCUUGA
Ilyonectria robusta is the source of this 573-nucleotide messenger RNA. RefSeq lists its product as uncharacterized. The record is from RefSeq and is a predicted model, not a curated record. Lineage: Eukaryota; Fungi; Ascomycota; Sordariomycetes; Hypocreales; Nectriaceae. Bases 1 to 573 code for a protein of 190 amino acids. The transcript has 4 exons.